Ilyonectria robusta is the source of this 1767-nucleotide messenger RNA. RefSeq lists its product as uncharacterized. Lineage: Eukaryota; Fungi; Ascomycota; Sordariomycetes; Hypocreales; Nectriaceae. The record is from RefSeq and is a predicted model, not a curated record. The transcript has 6 exons. Bases 1 to 1767 code for a protein of 588 amino acids.
AUGCCUUACUGUAUUGCUGUCCGACGUAGUAUCAAGCUGAUUAGCAAUAUAUUAGGCUAUGCGGAGGCGGGCGGCUGCUUGCAAGAAGCACUGAACGCCAUUACCGCCAAGCAAUUCGGAUCAUCUAGCUGGACACCAGAUUGCGAUCCCUCUGACCCUCGUUUCCACUGGACACCCGAGAGCCUUUUACAAUACACUAGCAGUACAAUAUUCAUAAACUCUUUCAAGAUUGGUCGCGCAGUAAAGCCCGGGAGCCGCAGCGGUUACAUUUAUCCGCUAGCCGAGCAAGGCCAACCGCCAGUCCUCCGUUUAGUAAAUCGGAUCAGAGGACGUACGCUUAAGGAGCUUGACCAGGUAUUCGGCGACCUCAUCGUAUCUGCACAAUCAGGACCCGAACUUCAAAGAGAGACAAUGAACAUCGAAUCGCCAUUGCAAACAUCCACGUCGAUGGUGGAUCCAGGUGCUGUCCUUGAGGUCGAUGCAGCCCAGAGUCUGAACCAGAAACUGGCACGUCAAUUGACAACAAUCGGCAAUGCCAUCGACUCCGACCCGGCCACAAGCGAUUCAAGCGAUAGUGGUACCGUCGACUCAAGCAGCGAUUGGAGUCCACCAAAGAGGUUGAGGCGUGCCAUACGGCGCGGUCAGUACGAUCUCUUGUGGAAUGUUCCACCUUCUUCCACACCUUGCCACCGACUUGGUCGCCUCACACUUGUGAUCUCCAACACUCCCUUCCCUGAGUACGCUGGCCUGCGGCUCUACAUGGCUGCCAAGAACACCAAGCUGACAUGGAUGCGGCCCACGCUUGAGUCAACGCUUGAGGAGUGGCGGCGUCACUGGGACUCUGCCGUCGACGAGACCUACCUUGACCCACAUGCCACGUACAUCGACAUCGGCCGCCAGCUUACGCCCGCCGAGACAGGACCGCAUGGGCGCUCUGGCGUCGCCGGCUACAAUGGAGUCAGCUUUAGAAUCGUCUCAAUGACCAGGAAGAGGGCGCCAGUCGUAAACCGCCAUACUGAGAGCAUGGCCCUGGACCCAUCAUAUCUCCUUGACCAACACAACUCCACGAGGGGAGCGCAUGCCCAUCAGUCCCGGGUACAAUGUGCGUACAGGCUCGGCAAGCUCCGCAUCCACCGUAACCUUCCCACAGUCGAUCAGGACGAAACGGAUAAUGAGGUGCGGCCCCUCGAACUGACGCAGCACCAAUUUACUUAUGGCAUCCGGGCGGAGGACCGAGUGUCGCUAGCCCUCCUACGGCGUAUCACGUAUCUAUUCUCAUCAGCUCCACCCCAACCGAGAGAGACGUCAGAGGAUGAUCCGGAAGAGCCGUUCUUUGCCGUUCCUUCUCAAACGAUGGCUAGAUUCCUCCGUGCCAGUAUUAAUCGAUACUGCUUCCUCUUCGAGCACAUCAAGGCGCAGACCGGCCUGAAGUACUCAUUGCCAGAGACUAUAGUCAUGGCAACAGCACUCCGCGGACUUCGAUUUAGCUAUGACUCCUCCCUUAUCACGAAGGAGCCAGUGCUCUGGGGAGACAGAUGGACGUCAACGCAACGUACGCGGACCCGGGAGGGGGAACCGCAGACCGUUGAAGUGCAGCGAGAAGGGCUAGGCCUAUCCAAGACGUCCAAUGUCCACGGGUGCUACAAUGUCUUUCAUCAACACCCCAGCCCUGCGUCGUCUCUGGCAGGACGCACAGACAUAUCCGGAAUGGGCAACAACAAGGAUGUGGGAGCGAUCUGCGACGUGUGGACCUCAUUGUCGAACUGA